Molecule: messenger RNA, 2142 nt
Organism: Eucalyptus grandis
Lineage: Eukaryota; Viridiplantae; Streptophyta; Magnoliopsida; Myrtales; Myrtaceae
Product: aluminum-activated malate transporter 12
Exons: 6
Coding region: 231-1817 (528 amino acids)
Biological process (GO): malate transport
Cellular component (GO): plant-type vacuole membrane
Source: RefSeq, a predicted model, not a curated record
CACUAGAAGCCGAACCUUCUCAAUAUCAAACCAGAAGCCAAUGUGGGGACUGACAUCAAUAUAAUGCCUACUUGUCCCACAAGCCUGAUACUGAAUCACACAUAAACUUCCUGAGAGAUCAGAGCCAAUCUCAAAUUUUGCCUUAUUAUGUCUAUCUUUCUCAGAAUAGCGCUAGCAUCAAUUGAUCAUACCUCCAGAAAAUAUUCUCUAAAGUUCAUGCGGGCAAGGAUAUGGCAGCGGCAACAGACCAGGGCGCUUCAGAUGUAGAGAUCACUAAUGAGCAGAGGUUUCCUGGAAAAUCUGCUGAGAAAAUCAAGAGGCUGCCAGGGAAAAUCUGGGGAAUGAUGUGGAAAGUGGGAAAGGAAGAUCCCAGGAGGGUCAUCCAUUCUUUGAAAGUCGGGUUGUCUUUGACAUUGGUCUCGUUGUUGUAUUUGAUGAAGCCGUUGUAUAAAGGGAUUGGCCAAAAUGCCAUUUGGGCCGUGAUGACCGUAGUCGUGGUGCUAGAAUUCACUGCAGGUGCAACUUUGUGCAAGGGACUUAAUAGAGGAUUGGGCACUCUUUUGGCAGGGUCCUUGGUAUUUCUAAUUGAGUAUGUUACAACGAAUUCUGGUCACAUGCUUCGAGCCAUUUUCAUUGGAGCCACAGUUUUUCUGAUUGGAGCUAUGGCUACCUACAUGAGGUUCUUUCCGUACAUAAAGAAGAACUACGACUAUGGUGUCGUGAUAUUUCUCCUUACAUUUAAUUUGAUCACAUACUCGAGCUACGACAUUCAUAAUGUGUUGAAGAUAGCCCAGGAGCGCCUUUACACCAUUGCCAUUGGGUGCGCCAUCUGCCUUUUCAUGACUCUGAUGAUAUUUCCUAACUGGUCGGGGGAAGAACUCCAUAAUUCUACAGUAUCCAAGCUAGAAGGCCUGGCAAGAUCCAUCGAAGCAUGUGUUAACGAAUAUUUCAGUGAGGCGAAGUUGACAGAAGAGGUGAAUGAACCAUUGGAGGAUCACAUAUACAAGGGUUACAAGGCCGUCUUGGACUCUAAGACUAGUGAUGAAACUUUGGCACUACAUGCUAGUUGGGAACCAAGGCGUAAAAGACGCUGUUAUAUCUCCCCGUGGCGGCAAUAUGUUAAAUUGGGAGCCAUUUUGCGCCACUUUGGUUACACAGUCGUCGCACUACAUGGAUGUUUGAGAACAGAAAUUCAGACUCCACUUGCAGUCCGUGCACUCUUCAAGGACCCAUGCAUUAGACUUGCCAAGGAGGUGCAAAAGGUCCUGAUGGAAUUGGCUGAUAGCGUGAGGUACCGUCGCCAGUGCUCGCCCGAGAUACUGUCCGAUCAUCUUCACGAGGCCUUGCAAGACCUAAACACCGCGAUCAAAUCCCAACCUAGGCUCUUCCUAGGUUCGAAUAAUAAUCAAACAUCAAACAUGCUUGCCGUGGCAGCUGCACAGGCCAGCCAAAAGAACCAAAAGGCCUCCAAAGUCUCGUUGCCCAGUGUAAAGACGGACAGCUCUGCCUUACUGGAGUGGAGGACCAAAAGGACUUCCGAGCAAUCGAGGGAGAAUGAGAGGAAAGUCCUGAGGCCACAGUUGAGCAAGAUCGCCAUCACAAGCUUGGAGUUCUCGGAGGCACUCCCCUUUGCAGCUUUCGCCGCCCUGCUGGUCGAGACGGUUGCAAGGCUCGACCUAGUGAUCGAAGAAGUAGAGGAAUUGGGACAGGUUGCAUGCUUUAAAGAGUUUAGACCCGAAGAUCAGAUCUCCAUCGCUUGCGAGCGCCCACCUGUGGGUGUUUGUCACAAUAAUUUGCCUUCCCAUGGAGCAGAAUAGGUUACAGGGUCACUGGGCAGUAGAGCCCUAGAAAAUUACGUAUUAGAGAGCUAGCCACGUUGAUUUGGCUUGUCAUCACACAUCUUUGGGAUUCAUUUAUUGGGAUCAUGUUCUUCAUGCAUUAGUGAUAUUUUUUUUUUGGUCGAAAAGAGCAUUUCAUUCAUUCAUUCAUCAGUAGAAGUGUUACAAGCGACACUAAGAGAAGAUUCUGAACAUAAAAUGUCCCACAGAGGUUGGGGGGCAAAGAUUUCCACCCUUGAGGAAGGGUCUUUGUGUGAUGUGCUUUCGCAAUCCAAUCGGCUGCUUGGUUGGACUCCCGCGGGAU